Prunus mume (Japanese apricot) is the source of this 720-nucleotide messenger RNA. NCBI's taxonomy places the organism in Eukaryota, Viridiplantae, Streptophyta, Magnoliopsida, Rosales, Rosaceae. The record is from RefSeq and is a predicted model, not a curated record.
AUGAAAGAUGAGUUGAAUGGCCUUAAAACAAAGAUUUUGAGAGAACAACCAUGUGCAUAUUAUGUUCAUUGUUUUGCUCAUCAACUUCAACUAGUACUUGUUGCCGUGGCAAAGAAGAAUAUUGAUAUUGCCUCUUUCGUCACAACCACUAAUAGUGUGGUUAACCAUGUUGGAGUAUCUUGUAAGCGGCGUGAUGCACUUAGAGCGCAACUCCAAGAAGAGCUUGUGAUAGCUUUUGACAAUGAUUGUCUCAUAACAGGGCGAGCAAAUAAGAUUCAAAGAGAAAUGCUUACUUUUGAGUUUGUGUUUCACAUAUUCUUAAUGAAAGCUAUAUUGGGACUCACAAAUGAUGCGUCACAAGCAUUGCAAAAGAAAGAUCAAGAAAUUGUGAAUGCAAUGGCUUUAGUGAAAUCAUGCAAGGAAAAGCUACAUUGGAUGAGGAAUAAUGGGUUUGAUGUAUUGGUUGAUGAGGUAUCUUUAUUUUGUGACAUGGAUGAGGCAUUCAUAGUUCCAGGGAGGUCAAGGUGUAAUGUUCCAAUAAAGACAAAUCGUCAUCAUUGUCGUGUGGAGCUCUUUAUUUAUGUCAUUGAUGAGCAAAUUACGGAGUUAUAUGAUCGUUUUAAUAAGUUUUACAUAUUGCAAUUGCUUAAGUCGAGGGCAUUUUCCGUCAUGAAUAUUAUCAAGGGUCCACUUCGGAACAAAUGGGAGAUCAAUGGUUGA